CAGUGUGAACAGCAGCAGUCCUCUCCACAAUGAAUCUUCAUCUCCAGUCAGUGUGUCAGCUCGCUUUUCUGAGCCUCUGCUGUGUGCUCAUCUCAGGUAAGAACCCCUGGAUUAUCCUCAACUUCAACGAGUGAUUUUAAACCUCAUAUAGACUCAAAUACAGCUCAUAAAAAAGCAGGAAAAGUCAUGAUUUUGUACAAAAACACGAAGGGAAAAGUGACAGAAACCUAAGAGAGGAUUAGAGGUAACAAAAAAUCAUAACUGAGCUAAGCUUGUUGGAGAAUUUCUGUUUGAUGCCUCAGGAGCAGGUUUUGUUGUUUGAGCAUGUGAACCCUCAGUGACUAAAUCUCUGCUCGUGUUGAGUUAACCUGUUAAUCCUGUUACUGUGUCUGUGUUUGUGUGUCUGCGCAGUGAGACAGUCAGACAGCACGUUCGUCCCGGGAAGAUGUCUGUGUCCAUCGACACAAAACGGCGUCAGAGGGCAGCUGAAAGAGCUCAUCGUGCACCAAAAGAGUGCCAGCUGCAAUAAAAUCACAGUGAUGUGAGUAGCAGAGCCUGCACACAAACACACCAGAUCUACACACACAUGUAUAGAGGAGUGUGAGUUAACUCAAUGGAUUGCACGUGUUUUUUUUUUUUCAGAGUGACUCUGAAGAGCAACAACGAACUGAGGUGUCUGAAUCCAGACUCUCCGCUGGGUAAACAGCUGAUCCGCUGCUGGAACAGGUAAGAGCACUGAUCAAUAAAACUGUUAAUGAUUAUUGAGAGCUUUUAGAGUAACUGAAUGCUCAAAAAACUUCCUCUUUGGUGAGUUUUAUCAGCUAUGGAGAAGAUUUUAAACCCUUAGAGGAUGAAGUUGUCUCUAAAUCAGAGUUUCAGGAUAGAAAAACUGCGAAUACACACUCUAGUUUGAUUAAAUCUCGCAGAAUAUUAAAGCAGAGUGUCCUUGUUCGGUUGAGGGAAGUUCAUAUUUCCUGCUAAACACAGCCAACAGUAUCCUGUUUGUUGCCAAGCCAGUUCUUGCCCUAACAAAACACCCACCUGAGCAAAUUCUUAAACUUUCCUCUACACGUCCAAUCACUCAUGCAACUGAAGAAACAAAGUCAGAUAGUGUUUUAACACGGCUAUAAUCUAGUUCAUUUAUAAUCGAUGGGAAGUUAGUGUAACUUUUUAUGCUUUCCUGUCUCUGUUUAUGUGAUGGACUUCAGAACAUUGAAGCUAUUUGAGUCUUUAACACAAGUGAAAGUGUUUCUUUCUGGCAGGUCUUCAUAAAUCUUCUCCUGUAUGUGUCCUUUAGAGCUCAUAAGUUGGGUCGUGAUCCAAAGCUGUGCCUGAAGAGGAGGAGGAGGGGAGGGAGAGGAGGAGGAGGAGGAGGAGGAGGAGGACAGCGCCAGCGGAGUGGAAUGGGGCGCCGAGGUCAUGGCAGGAGAAUUUAGUCGUCUAGCUCCCAGUAGUCGACCCCACCUGAAACCUGAUCCAAAGCUACUGUGAGGAUGAAAGUGAACACGCGCUGGAGAGUUCAGGCCGUCAGAGGACGAUAAAAAAAAGCAGCACACAACCACUUUUCUUCUUAAAAAUGUCCGUCUGCUCUGAUGCCAGCCUCCCCUUCAGCUGUGUUCUGGGCUGUAAAUGAAGCUCUCCGUCUGUGACGGGAGCAGGGAGGGUUUUCCUCCUCUGUGUAAAUGACUGAUGCGAUGUUCAACACUAAGCCCUGGAGGCCGGUCAUAAAUGUUGACAACUAUAGCUUUAAAACACUGUUCAAUAGUCGAUGUAUUGUUGCUGUGUAGUUCUGCGUGUGCAGCAGGAAAAGCUAAGAGAAGACGUUUGUUAUUUAUUUUUAUAUGCAUAAAGGAACUUUAGAUGUUAUUUUAAAUAAAUAUAUCAGAAAAAAAAA
Xyrichtys novacula (pearly razorfish) is the source of this 1894-nucleotide messenger RNA. Lineage: Eukaryota; Metazoa; Chordata; Actinopteri; Labriformes; Labridae. The record is from the annotation of a GenBank genome assembly.